CCCGCCCCGCCCUCCCCGCCGGUGCCGCCGCCGGGGCGCUGGCGGGGGGGGCUCGCGGGUCCGCAGCGCCGGCCGGAUGAUGUCGGCGCUGGAGUGGUUCGCGCACAAGCCCCUGGGCGGCGGUAUCUUUUGGAUCCAGGAACGCUUUUACGAGUCGGGCAACCGGGCCAACAUCUGGCUGGUGCGGGGCUCGCAGCGAGACGUAGUGAUCGACGCGGGGCUGGGGCUACGCAGCCUGCCUGACUACCUGCGUGACGCCGGGCUGCUGGCGCCGGCUGAGGGCGCCGGGCCGCGGCCGCUGCUGGCCGUGGCCACCCACGUCCACUUCGACCACUCGGGCGGGCUGCAGCACUUCGACGAGGUGGCGGUGCACAGCGCCGAGGCGGCGGCGUUACUCCAAGGCGACAACUACGAAGCCGUGACGUGGCUGUCGGACCGGGAGGUGGCGAGACCGCCGCGGCCUGGCUGGAGCGCACGGCAGUUCCGCGUCCCGCCCGUCCGGCCCAGUCGCCUGCUGCACGAGGGGGAUGUGAUCAACCUUGGAGAUCGACAGCUCACUGUCAUGCACAUGCCUGGUCAUUCACGAGGCAGUAUUUGCUUACAUGACAAGGACCAGAAGAUUUUGUUCAGUGGAGAUGUGGUGUAUGAUGGAUCUAUGAUCGAUUGGCUUCCUUACAGCAGAGUCAGUGACUACAUUGCAAGCUGCCAGCGCCUGAUGGAGUUAGUAGACAGAGGUCUUGUGGCAAAGGUACUACCUGGGCACUUUAACAUAUUUGGAGCAGAAAGGCUGUAUUGGUUAGCUUCCAACUACAUUUCCCAAGCUGGAAUUUGUCACAAGAUUUCUACCUGUGCUAUGAGAUCCAUUGCAAGCAUAGCACUUCAUGUUGCAAAUUCAAGAAUCACUUAUCAAUGACAGUCAGUUUUGUGUGAUCUGUCACGUGCUGUAAAACCAAAUGGGUUGUGAAAGCAUCAAUAACAAGCAGAAGCAGUAUGUGUUAGCAAAAAGAUGGCCAGUUGAUACAGGUGAGCUUAAAAAAUUCUCUGUUUUUUCCUACUUUAUGCAUAUUUUUGUAAAAACUCUGUAAACUAGUAGCUUUAGCCAAAGCUAUAGUUUUUCUUUCUACUUUUUCAGAGCAUGUUCUUACAUGUAUUGCAACUGAAAUAUAUUGUUUUAUUUUUGUUACAACUCUGGCAGAUGGAUAUAUAUGAAAAUGAGAGGUUUUACAUUCAUGCCUGAAACCUUGUUGAUAUAGUACUAGACUUGUGAUUAUUCAUCACCUCCUGUUCAGGUUUUGACAUAACAGAGCUCUUGCUAAGACCUAGUGUGUGCUAGGAGCAGUGCCGUUAGGUCACAGCAGGAGCAACAUCUGCAGGACUCAGUGAGCAGAACAAGAUAAUUCUGCAGCCAUUGCCACCUGUUGGCAUGGUAUCUGCUGCACCUCUCACCACUUGAAGGUUUAUCUUCGCAAAAUACUCGUCUGGCAGUUUCUUUGGAAUACGUUAACGCAUGGAAAUUGUAAAGAUCAAACUUUGAAGCUGGAAGUCACAGAUACAUGAGUUUAUCACAAAAGCUUUUGGUGCAGGCUGUUGAGGCUUUCAUGUUUCCUGGUGGGGUGCAAGGAACCACUGCACCAGUUAGUGAGUGAGGGAGCAGGCAGGAGCACUCUCACUCACCAGGCUAGGGAACUGUUUUGCUUGUAGGCAUGUGAGUUAGGAAUUAGAGAAUUUGUGAACUAGUGAAUUGAUGUGUUACAUUACCCUGUACAAAGUGGAUUGAGCUUUUGCUGGGUUUGUCUAUUUUUUUCUGAUCAGCUUAUAAAAGAUAUUUGGAGAGUUUGUUAUUCUGGAAAGCUGAGAGAAAAGCUUUGUUUGUUUAUGCUAAAGGAUAUUUUUAUGUGAUGGUGUUGUAACUUAGUUGUUAAUCGUCUCUGUUAGGGGAGGGGGGAGGGAUUGACGCUUUAACGUGACCUUGCCAUAGUGAAGGUGCUGCAUUAAGCACCCAGUACACUUUUUAUCACAAAGUAAAUGUAACUCAAAUUGUUUAUUGUUUGCAUCUGAAGUAUAUGCUGCACAUGGCUGUUCUGAAAUGUAAAGUGUGUUGCAUUGAGUUUGUUCCAAAAAAAAAAGUUGAAUAUAUUGAGAAAUGCUAAAUAGCAUUGUAAUUUGCUUAUGAAAAUUGAAUGUGUGAUAUUUAAAAGCUGCUGAAAUGGUUAGAGUUUGUGUAAUUAUUCUAACAGUUUGUAUAUAUUUAACUUUUUUUAGUGGACACUGUCAGAAUUUAUUUUUGUACAUAGACAUAUAUAUGUUCGUAAAAAGACUGCAAAUGUUUCUCUCAAAUUUUAGUGCAGUUUAACUUUUUUAUUUGGCUUUCACUUUAUGCAGAAGGUUUUGCCCCCAUCAUAGCCAGUAGUAAGGGAGCCAGAGGUUUGGGCUCUGUCUAAGGCAUGAAGGAGAGGAAGUUGAUAGCCUUCUAAAUAGAUGCAAAUUCUCGUGGAAAAAAAGGCCAACCUAUUACUAAAUUAAAAAAGCAUCUCUGUCUAAAAAUGAUAAAAGCAAGUAUCUUAUGUAAGGCUUUUUCCCUUUCAUAGAUGACUGCACUCCUGCCUUUACUGUGAAUAGGAUUUGUACUGAUUGUUGUUGCCUAGUUCUUCUUAGAAGUGCCUAUCUCCAAGCUGAAGCAAAACUCUGAGUGGGCAGGCCAUGGGCAGAGAUGCAGCACUUGAAAGACCUGUUAUCAGUCAGUUCACAGUCUCUUUUUUUAUUGAGAAAUCCAUGUACAUCAGUGUAUGACAUGAGGAGUGUUCAGUGGGUAGACAUGUCAUAAAACCAAGAAGUGUUUAUCUUCGCCUCAGCUGGCAGAGGAAGAAAUAAAAAAACAGCCUCUGAAGCAGGCUGAAGGUAUACAUAUCUCUAAAUCUUACACCAGUUAUCCAGAGGAUGCCAGGUUACCUGUUACCUGUCACAGGUUAACUGACAGUAAUCGAAUUCCUGCAAAUUAGUUGACAGUGGUGUAACAUCAGUAAUAAUAAUUCUUUUUAAACAAUGCUUUUGUGAAGACUGUGGGAGCCCUGGUGGUAACCCUGUGCGUUAAAGUAGUCACCAAGAAAUCCAAAGCCUGCCAAUAUGGAUGUCAAGUUGCUAAAGUUUUGCAGAUGUUCACAAGAUCACUUUGAAUUAGCAUUCUGUGUUAUACCACUAUCAGUUUGUUUAUUUGAUCCAAUAUUAGAAUCUCUGUAGCCAGAUUUUACUAUACUGUAAAGCCUGAGCUUUUACGAGAGGACUCACAGGCAACAUCAAUUCAAAAGGAAAGAAUAACCUCCAUCCUCCAUCAUUUGUGUUCAAAUCUGUGCUUAAUAUCUCUAUCAGCUAAGAUCCUAAAUAGCCAGAUCACUGUCCAAAUGCCCUAUUAAGCUACACUUAAGUCCACUGAAGUACGUAACCAAAACUUUGACUUUUUUACUUUACCAAAAUCUAGGGGAUAAUUUCCUAGCUCAGAAAUGAACUUUACAUGCACAUAACCCAAAGUGGAGUUUGUUAGUAAACUGCUGCUAUAAUCCAAAUGAAAGUAGUUUUUUGAGGGUCAUGAAAUAGUUUUUUGUAUUAUAAGAAAUUUCCUACUAGAUAACCAAUAUUUAAAUGAUCUUAAGUUAAAAGAAAGGUUUCUGAUUAUUUUUGUUAAGACUUACCAAAUUUUAAAUCAUAAGAAUUUGACAGUGGUCCUUUAACACUACUUGGAUUAAAUAUUUUAAAAAUACAUUUUAAGUUUAAAUACUGUGUCAUGUGAGCAUUUAGAACUGUGUUGAUUUCUUUGUAACAUCUAAAUAUAGGUUAAUGCAGUUUUCAGUAGGCUGGGGAGUUGACAUAAAAAUCAGAUGGGAAGUUUUGUUCUGUAAUCUGUCAAGGUUGUUAUGUUAAACAACAGUUUGCACAUAAUGAAUUUUUUUCAUGUACUAUCAUAAUAAAAUAUUAUAAUCCUA
Molecule: messenger RNA, 3977 nt
Organism: Vidua macroura (Pin-tailed whydah)
Lineage: Eukaryota; Metazoa; Chordata; Aves; Passeriformes; Viduidae
Product: centrin-3
Exons: 2
Coding region: 77-913 (278 amino acids)
Cellular component (GO): myosin II complex
Molecular function (GO): calcium ion binding
Source: RefSeq, a predicted model, not a curated record